This is a messenger RNA of Gastrolobium bilobum, 3218 nucleotides long. RefSeq lists its product as uncharacterized. The record is from RefSeq and is a predicted model, not a curated record. Bases 453 to 3014 code for a protein of 853 amino acids. Lineage: Eukaryota; Viridiplantae; Streptophyta; Magnoliopsida; Fabales; Fabaceae. The transcript has 8 exons.
GUCUCACAGACGCUGACGUGUUCACAUUUAUUCUUCGUAAAUUCGCCGCUCUCUCUCUCUCUCUCUCUCUCUCUCUCUCUCUCUCUAUUGAGUCUUCCAUUUUCAUUGUUUCUCUCUCUCUCUCUCUCAGAUUUUUGUUCAGAGAUAGGGUUUCUUUUCCUUUACUUCGAAACCAAAAGCUGAACUCCCUCUGGCUAACACUUUAGCAGCAAUAUCUUCAAUUGCAAAUUUUGAAAAUGCUUGUGAUUCCCUUCCUUGAUGGGGCUAAUACUGACGAUGAUGAUAGCAGGGAGAGCAAUGUUGAUGGAAAAUGUGAUUCAAAUCCAUGGAAAUGUAAAAUGGCCUGUUUCUGAGUCCCUUUGAUUUCCCCACCUGCUGUGCAAAUUUUAGUGCAUUUGAAUCAGAUGGGUUGGAAAGAUCUGUAUGUUUGUUAGAAGAAAACUAAUAUAGAAAUGGCUGUUGCUGGUCUUCACAAUGUGGCUGUGCUUGAAUCUACUUUCCUUGGGGAUUCCCAUUCUCAGUCAUCUGGGAGGCAAGGAGAUCGAGGGAGGGGAGGCACCCGGUCAUCUUCACUCUUGCAAAUGUGGCGAGAGAUUGAAGAUGAGCAUGUGGUGAGACGAGUUCAAGGAAGACCUGGAGAAGUGUUACCCCAACAAAGGAGUGAUGGGUUGGUUGCAGACCUCUCACAGGAAAAUUUGCCAGAUAGCCACCAAAGGGAAGGGCAUAUGAUAGAAGAUGCAGUUUUGGGUGAGAAUGAAUCUGAAGCGUGGUCACAGUCACAAAGUCAGAAUGAGUCCCAUGAUGAACCGGAGGAACUAAACAAUUCUAGCUUCGAAAACUCUUCUGAUUUAGGAGAAGUUGAAAGGGAAAGAGUGAGGCAAAUUUUCAGGGAAUGGAUGAAUAGUGGUUCUAGGGGUCAUGCAUCAAAUAUUUCCCGAGGAAAUAGUGGUUCAAGGGGAGAAUGGCUUGGGGAAACUGAGCAGGAAAGAGUGAGUAUCAUAAGGGAGUGGGUACAGAUGAGUAGCGAGCACAGAGGUGUUUCUUCUGGGGAAAAUAGAGAAGAACAGUCUUCUGAAAUUGGUACCCAAAUCGAAUGUGUUAGUGAUGGAUUUGUAGUUAAUCAGAAUGAGGGCCAAACUGAGCAUACACGGAGGGGGAUCCGUAAAUUAUGUGGCCGGCAGGUUCUGCUUGAUAUGCUUAAGAAGGCUGAGAUGGAAAGGCAAAGAGAAGUUAAGGAAUUGUUGGACCAUCAGGCAGUAUCUCAUUUUCCUCAUCGCAAUCGCAUUCAGGCCUUGCUUAGAGGCAGAUUCUUGAGAAAUGAUAGAUCGAUUGAUAAUAACAGGUCCAUGUCCAUUGCAGAAAGUGAAUUAGGCUUAUUGAGGCAAAAGCAGACUGUAUCAGGUCUAAGGGAAGGAUUCUUUUUUAGAAAGGACAAUUUGGGUUGCAGUCAAGUAACCACCAACCUGUCUGAUACCUCAUCUGACAGUGAUGUUGAUGUUAAUACAUCUGAACAAACUGGAGCUAGCUGUUCACAAAUGUUCCCAACUGAACCUUCUGAGCAAUCAGAGCCUAAUAACAGGGGAAGUGACAGACUUGGGAUAUCAGGCGGUCAAAAUUGUUCACAAGGAACUACUUGUGAGAAUUUAGAUUGUCAAGCCUCUACUGUUCUUGGAGAAACAAGUUAUUGGGAAUCGUCUUCCAGUAUCUGGGUUAAAAGAAGAGAUGGCACUGGACAAAAUGUUGAUAUGAUGCCAACCGUAGAUAUUGCUAAUGAUCCGACCCUACCAAGCUUGCAAAGUGAAGAUACAGAGCAUGACAAUAUUCAAGAACUAAGUGAGAUACAAACCCAGCAAUCUCAGCUGGGUGAUAUAACUGAUGACGAAAGCAACUUAUCAAAUCAUAACAAUCAUGGAGAGGGCAAUAUUGUUGAUGAUGUUGUUUUGAUUGAAACUGUUGCUCUGGAUGUGGAGCAACAGGAAGAUGUUAUUAUUGAAAAUGAUGGGAGUGAUUGGCAUCAAACUAACGUUGAAUGGAGAAAUAGCACCCAGGAUAAUGUGGAUGAUAAUCAGCUCAGUAGCACAUCAAAUGAAUGGCCCCAAAAUAUCUUGGGAAAUGAAGACAGAGAAAAUUCUCGUCCGCAAGAGCAAGAAGGCCCCGAAAUGUGGCAGGAAGAUGGUGGCUUUCAAGAGGCUGUGGAAAUUUGGUUGGGAGGACCUUCUGACCAUGAUGUAGCUCCAGUUGGUAGAAUUCAUGGAUUUUAUUUUCCAGAAGAUGACAAUGUGUACAGUGUUGAACUCAGGGAACUGCUGAGUAGGAGAAGUGUCUCAAACCUCCUUCACAGUAGUUUUCGGGAAAGCCUUGACCAAUUGAUACAAACAUAUGUUGAAAGGCAAGGUCAUGCUCACGUUGAAUGGGAGCUGCAAGAAACAACCCCAUCUUCUCCUUUGGCAGAACGAGACCUGGAACAGCAGAGUAGGGAUCGGAUUGUGGGUCCAGAGGAUGCUGUUAAUAGUUCACUUGACCUCCCCUUGCCACCAACACCUCCUCCUCAGCCUCUAUGGGAUCGACACUCACGUCAUGACAACUGGUCACGGAAUUACUUAAAUAAUCAGCGGCUAGGAAUUGAGUGGGAUAUUGUUAAUGACUUGAGAAUUGACAUGGUUAGGCUACAGCAAAGGAUGAAUAAUAUGCAGAGAAUGCUAGAGGCCUGUAUGGAUAUGCAGCUUGAGUUGCAGCGCUCAAUAAGACAGGAAGUUUCUGCAGCCCUCAAUCGCUCAACUGGUUCAUCAGGAAUGCAUGACCAUGAUUCACCAGAUGAUAAAUCUAAAUGGGAAUGUGUGAGAAAAGGACUUUGCUGUAUAUGCUGCGAAAGCAAGAUUGAUUCUUUGUUGUACAGAUGUGGGCACAUGUGCACAUGCUCAAAAUGUGCCAAUGAUUUGCUCCAAGGUAGAAGAAAGUGUCCAAUGUGUCAAGCACCAGUGGUGGAAGUGAUACGUGCUUAUUCUAUACAAUAAUUUUGACAUUAAAGGGUCGCAGUUAUUACAAAUUACAGGAUCCUAACAAGUUAUAUCUCCUGGACGUUUCCAGGUACUCUCUUCUUUUUUUUAAAUUUUCCUGUUUCUUGGGUGGGUUACUGUAUUUAUGUCGAGUGCACCAAUGGAACACCUGAUGACUUUGGGGCCAUGAUUCUGAAAUGAAUAAAAGUAUAUUUUGUUUGA